Molecule: messenger RNA, 651 nt
Organism: Somion occarium
Lineage: Eukaryota; Fungi; Basidiomycota; Agaricomycetes; Polyporales; Cerrenaceae
Source: the annotation of a GenBank genome assembly
UCUCACUCUUUCAACCAUCUUCAUGACCUCCAUGAUGCAGGCACCUCAGCUAUCGUAUAUCAUGAUUCAUAGUCGAUAAAAUUCGCAACGUACACAGUCACUUGCUGAAUGGAAAUUUUGUGCUAACUUAUCAAGUGACCCAAAUGAAUUAUCGUGAGCUUUUUAACUGGAGUUGCCUUCGAAUAACAUCUGGGGAUAGCUUGAUGAAACUUAAGUUGCCAGGUAAUUAUGCUUGCUGGACCACCUGCAUCGUCGGGGUCUUUCGUCCCUCUGCGAACAAAGGUCGACUCUCAGUUGAGGUCGUUGACGUGCCCACUCCAGGACGUGGUGAAAACAUAGUACAGACUUUCCAGGAGUCAAGCGGCGCAGCUGUCAUCGUAAUUCAGCUCGGCGUAGGUAUCAAUGCGGUUAAACUGGGCAGCAAGGUGUAACUCAAGUGCCGUUCAGUUGAGGCAAGGUGCAUCGAAAGCUUGCGUGACCCCAUCAAUUUUCGGUGUAUUUGUUUUGCGUGUCUGAGUUGGAAGCAUAACAGAGACGUUCACUUUCUCCCGAAAAUGAAUAUUUUGUUUUCUUCCUUAGUUCAUUUGUAGGGGCAUCUUUGCCUUAAAACUACUCAAAAUUGAGGUCGAACAAUAGAGCGAGUUAUCAGUG